AUGGUAGCGCCCUGUACGUGUUGGUGAGAAGUGGAAUUGAAAGUAAAUGUAAGGAGGUAAGGAACUAUAAACAUGCGGACCAACGUUCAGAUAUUGGCAGAUGGCAGAUAUUUACAACGAUAGGAAACUCAGAGUGAUGGCAGAUGUUAGUGGCAGCCCCAUGGCUGAUGUACCACCCUCAAAAGAGGAGAAGCCCGAUGGCCUCCCCCAGGACUCCAGCAACGAUGACGAAAAGUCUGAUGCCAGAGCUGAAGAUGACAGUGAGGCAACCUCUGACCCCAGCAUGUACCGCUACAUCAAAGAGGACCUCUUCACAUCUGAGAUCUACAAAGUGGAGAUCAGGAAUCUGCCCAAGUUCAUUGGCUUCAACGACCUGAAGAAGUUCCUGGCCAAGCACAGCCUCAACCCACACAAAAUCAAGCUGUUUGGCAAGCAGACGUUUGCUUUCGUCACCUUUAAGAACGAGGAGGAGCGCGACAAGGCCAUGAAGAUGGUGCAUGGCAUGCAGUGGAAGGGCCAGGUGCUGAGCGUCAAGCUGGCCAAACCCAAAGCAGACCCCAUCCUGCGGAAGAGGAAGCAGGAGGAGGGAGAGGGCGCAGGAGGGCAGCCCCCAACCAAGCGAGCAGACGGGGAUGAGGAAGAGGAGCCGCUCAGUGUCCAGAUAGCCAACGUGGUGACUCCUCUGUGGAAUGUGCCUUAUGAGGAGCAGCUGAGGAGGAAGGAGCAGGAGGUGGUGGGGGUUCUGCAGAGGCUGGCCAAAGAGAUCGGAAGCACCAACAAAGCCCUGCUGCCAUGGCUGUUUGCACAGAAAGGGAAAUACAACAAAAUGUGUUGUCCCCUGGAAGCUAUUCAACCAUCCCCUACACAGACAGAGUACAGAAACAAGUGCGAGUUCCUCAUCUCAGUGGGUGCGGAUGGUGAGGACAAGACCAUCGGUUUCCGCCUGGGGAAAUACAAAGGAGGUUCCUGUGCUGUGGUGGGGCCUGCUGAGACCUGCCAUGUCUCAGCCGAGGCCAAGAGAGUGGUCGGCGAGUUUCAGAAGUUCAUCAGGACAACACCGUACUCUGUGUACAGUCCUGAGACAUAUGAAGGACACUGGAAGCAGCUGACUGUACGGACUACGAGGACCAAACAAGCCAUGGCUGUGGUGUUCUUCAACCCACAGAAACUUGAAGAGGAGGAGCUAAACACUCUUAAGAGCUCCAUGAGGGAGUACUUUACAGAAGGAGAGGGGAAAGACAGUGGCGUGACCUCUCUUUACUUUGUCAGAGAGGGUCAAAGGAAAUCUCCUAACCCAGAGGACUUGCCCUGUGAGCUGGUGGCUGGAGAGAGCUGCAUUCAUGAAGAACUGCUGGGUCUAAAAUUCAGAAUAUCCCCUCAUUCCUUCUUCCAGGUGAAUACAGGAGCUGCAGAGGUGCUGUACUCUGCUGUGGGCGAAUGGGCCCAGCUGGAUCAGGACAGCACAGUAUUGGAUGUGUGCUGUGGGACAGGAACCAUUGGCAUCUCUCUGGCUAAGAGGGUAAAGAAAGUGAUUGGGAUCGAGCUGUGUCAGGAAGCAGUGGAGGAUGCCAAAGUUAAUGCAAAGCUCAAUGGUCUAAGUAAUGUUGAGUUUCACUGUGGAAAAGCUGAGGAUGUGUUCCCCAACAUUCUCAGUGCUCUUGUGUCGCGCAGUGUCACAGCCAUUGUGGAUCCGCCGAGGGCAGGCCUACAUUCCAAGGUGAUACUUGCUAUCAGGAGAGCAGAGCACCUGAAGAGGCUGGUUUAUGUGGCAUGCAAUGCAAAGGCAGCCAUGAACAACUUCAUUGAUCUGUGCAGAGCGCCAUCCAACAGAGUUCACGGAGCCCCGUUCCGUCCAGUGCGAGCCAUGGCCGUGGAUCUUUUCCCUCAGACCAUGCACGUUGAGAUGCUUCUCCUGCUGGAGAGAGUGGACUACAACUCCCAGCAGCAGCAGCAGGCCAGCAGCAAUCAGGAAGAGACAGGUUCUCAGCCUUAGAAAUGGACCCUCUACAGUUUGAUAGGUAGCAUGGGCUUUUCCACACUAGCAACGUACACACACAAGUAUUCCAAGGAACCUUGGCAAGAUUUUCAUCAUCUGCAAGGUCUUACACACUGAGACGGUCAGUUCAUCCAAACAGCCUAAUAUUAAUAAACUCUUAGUGUUACUAUAGUAUGUUUUGGACUGUAUUUGCAUAACUGAGCUUUACGGACUGUACCUUUGCCUGCUGCCUUUUAGAGCAUUUUUGUUGGAUAUGUCUUAAGACCAUAAAGCUACCUAGAUUUAAAUGGAGGUUUUUGUUUCAAACUCUGAUGCUUUGUUCAACUAUUACUACUACUUUUUCAUCGUUCAGUGGCUGAAUAAAACAAAUCCCCUAUA
This is a messenger RNA of Lates calcarifer (barramundi perch), 2374 nucleotides long. RefSeq names its product tRNA methyltransferase 2 homolog A (gene trmt2a). Gene Ontology annotation, biological process: RNA processing. The transcript has 12 exons. NCBI's taxonomy places the organism in Eukaryota, Metazoa, Chordata, Actinopteri, Centropomidae. The record is from RefSeq and is a predicted model, not a curated record. Gene Ontology annotation, molecular function: RNA binding; RNA methyltransferase activity. The coding region runs from base 101 to 1993 and encodes 630 amino acids.